Meloidogyne enterolobii is the source of this 291-nucleotide messenger RNA. NCBI's taxonomy places the organism in Eukaryota, Metazoa, Nematoda, Chromadorea, Rhabditida, Meloidogynidae. The record is from the annotation of a GenBank genome assembly.
UUAUUUUUUUAUUUUUAUUGAUUUUUUAGUGAUUUUAAAAAAGUAAUUAAGCAAUUCUACGUAAUGUCGGUUGAACAAUUGAAUAAUCAACUGUCUUUGGCUCAUGCUCGAAUCACUUCUCAGGAUCGGCAAAUUGCUUCUCAAGAUCAGCAAAUUGCUUCUCAAGAUCAGCAAAUUGCUUCUCAGCAAACUCAACUUAACAAAUUGACUGGAAUGAUUGGACUUCCGCCGGUUAGUUUUAAAAAAUAUGUUUUGACUGAUCUUUCCGUUAAUAUCGAUUUCAUAGCAUGA